GGACAAAAACAGAGAAGAAACCAUAAACCCUCAUCCGUGGCCCAGGAACAGCCUCUUCAAACCGCCUGGGUCAGGAUAAUGCCCUCCUCUUCCAGUUGGGCUUUAAGCGCUGACCACUGUGGUCCACUAUGCAAAUACCUGAAUCAGGCUGCUGGUGACUCACCAGCUCCCUUUUAAAGCAAGGCUGCGCUCAACGCAGUUACUACCGGGGCAGAAGCCAUGGCUCACGGACUCUGUUUCUCCUAUUGGCUAUUGGUCUGCUGGUUGGUGAUAACGGUGGCAGAAGGACAAGAAGAGGUAGUCACCCCUACUGAAGGCUCACAAAAUAAUGUAGACCCUACAGACUGCCAGAUCUUUACUCUUACUCCUCCACCCACCACAAGGAAGCCAGUGACAAGGAUCAAGCCCAUCACAAGGACCCCCAAGAGACCUUUCCAUUUUUUUCCACCGCGACGGCCCAGAGUCCACAUUGGAUUUCCAAACAGACCUUUCCUCCCUCCAAAGUGCAACCACCGUUUUCAGUUCCGUCCAUUUUUUUGGCCACCCGGUCACUUUACUCAUCAUUAUUUCCCCAGAAGAAGACUCCGGAGAGGAAGCUCAUCUGAGGAAAGCAGAAGGAAGAGAGAAGCCCCAAACAUGCUGAAGGAAAAGAAGCCAAUGCCUCAGAAAAGACUAUGAGAUUUUUGUUUUCUUUUUUUCCAAAUUAAAACUAUUGGAUUUGAAGAUUGAAUACCAUAAACACCACUGACUAUAAAUCGUUCUCCUUGUCAGCAGUGGAGAUACUGGUUUAUAGUUUAUUCAUGUUUGCACAAUAGGAGCAGUACUACAUAAUUCUUAUCCCCAACUUUUUAUGAUCACAGGAUAUUUGUGCAAAUAAAAUCCAAAGGUGGGUGAUUCCAAUCAUUCUUAUCCAUACUGAGAUGCCAGAAGGAUCAGCUCUCUCUUCUAAAUGAGGGUGAAAACACUGAAAUAAACUGAGAUUGUUAUAAACCAAAUGAAGACAUAAAUGACACCAUUUUAUAUUCACUGGAAAACUUACAGAGC
This is a messenger RNA of Rhinolophus ferrumequinum (greater horseshoe bat), 1044 nucleotides long. It is a transcript of the gene ODAPH, whose product is annotated as odontogenesis associated phosphoprotein. Gene Ontology annotation, biological process: positive regulation of enamel mineralization. The transcript has 3 exons. The record is from RefSeq and is a predicted model, not a curated record. NCBI's taxonomy places the organism in Eukaryota, Metazoa, Chordata, Mammalia, Chiroptera, Rhinolophidae. Bases 220 to 678 code for a protein of 152 amino acids.